AAAAGUUCGGGGAAGAAGAGGACGCCGCGGGGGAAUCAUCAACUCCCUCUGCAGGUGGCGGUGCGGUGCCGCCGUAUCUCUCCCCGUAUCCCAUCCAUCGCAAAGCCCCGGCCUUUUCAUCGUGUCCCCUGCUUUUUUUCCGCGGGAGAGACCGAGAGAGGUGAGGCUCGCGAGCGCGUAUGGUGAUGGGAUGAGCAGGCGGCGUGAGGGCGUCGCCGUCAGGGGAUGGAGAACGGGGACGGGUCGGUAGCAGGGGCGGGCGCCGUCGGCAGCGCCGGCAGCCUCGGCCUCCGCGUCGGGCAGGCCGUCUUCUCGUCGGCGUCCCUGCUGUUCAUGUCCGUCGGCGUCGAGUUCUUCAGCUACACCGCCUUCUGCUUCCUGAUCACGAUCAUGGGCCUGGUCAUCCCCUGGAGCUGCACGCUGGCCAUGAUCGACGUGUACUCCGUCUUCGUGGGAUGCCCUCUCCGCGUGCCGGGCGUCAUGGUCAUCGUCGUGGUUGGAGACUGGGUCCUGUCGAUCCUCUCGUUCGCAGCAGCCUGCUCGAGCGCCGCAGUGAUCGACCUCCUCCUCCAGUUCCACGGAUCCCAGUGCUCGCCGAGGUUCUGCGGGAGGUACCAGCUGUCCGCCAUGAUGGCGUUCUUGUCCUGGUUCCUCACGGCCGCUUCGGCGAUCUUCAACUUCUGGUUCGUCGCCUCCCUGUGAAAACUGCUGAUAAGAGGCAGCAACCAGUCAUUGUUGGUUUUUUUUUUAUAAAAAAACAAAUAGUACAAGUAAUUUGGAGAGCAUAUGCUACUUCAGUUACCUUUAACGUCUGACCAAUUAGGCAGCUUUCUGAUGUACUGGUGACAGAAUGCGUGCAAUAAUAGGAGAGGAACCUGUUUGUGAA
Panicum virgatum (switchgrass) is the source of this 886-nucleotide messenger RNA. RefSeq names its product CASP-like protein 5C1. The transcript is spliced from 3 exons. NCBI's taxonomy places the organism in Eukaryota, Viridiplantae, Streptophyta, Magnoliopsida, Poales, Poaceae. The record is from RefSeq and is a predicted model, not a curated record. Gene Ontology annotation, cellular component: membrane. The coding region runs from base 226 to 702 and encodes 158 amino acids.